Penicillium cataractarum is the source of this 1131-nucleotide messenger RNA. RefSeq lists its product as uncharacterized. Lineage: Eukaryota; Fungi; Ascomycota; Eurotiomycetes; Eurotiales; Aspergillaceae. The coding region runs from base 1 to 1131 and encodes 376 amino acids. The transcript has 4 exons. The record is from RefSeq and is a predicted model, not a curated record.
AUGACGCAGUCGCCAAGUGUCUCCUAUGGAGGCAAAGGCCCCUUGAUUCUAGGGGUGACUUGGGCAGAGAUGAGUCUUGCCUUUAUUCUGUUCAUUUUACGGGCAAAGACUGCUUCGGUAUACCCCCAAGGCCAGCUGUCAUCUGGUUUUUUUGGACUACGAUGGGAUUUCGUGUGGGUGAUAUUGGCGUUUACUGUCGCUUUGUCGGCUCAGGUCACAAUGACAGUGAGCGCCCGCUAUGGACUCGGUAACCACCAGGAUCUUCUCGCCUACGAUAAUAUCGUCAAAACAAACCUAUGGAGUUGGAUUGCCCAAGUACUUGCCAUUAUCGAUCUAGUAAUUGCUCGGAUAGCCGUGAUCGCAUUCCUCAUGACAAUUCAGAACAGGACGAUGAGCAAGAGCAAGUAUUUACUAUACAGCGUUGGGGGGAUUCAGGCUCUCAUCAAUUUUAUCGAGAUCAUCUUGAUCUUCAAACAAUGCACACCAACUGAGAAAUUGUGGGAUAUCAAUCUCCCCGGCAAGUGCGAUAUGAUUGACAUCUGCUCAAAGGUUGGAUUUGUUCAAGGCAGUAUCGGAGCGGCUGCAGACUUCUUCUUGGCUGCCUACCCUGUAUACAUCAUUGGCCGGCUACAAUUGAUGAAGCUAUCGACCAAAAUCGGACUGUGCCUCAUUAUGGGAGGAGGCUUGAUUGCUGGUAUAGCAGGAAUCAACAAAACCAUUGCCAUUGCCUCCAUUACGCACGUUGAAGACCUGACCUAUGCGAUAUACCAACUCAACACAUGGGUCUUGACCGAAAUGUGGUUCAUCAUCAUAUUUGGAUCAAUACCUGUUCUACGCCCAUUUUUCGUUCGAUUCACACAAGACAUCAAGAGUGUGACUGGCUACUCUUCCAAGAAUCGCAGCAACACCGGUGGGUAUAGCGAUGGGAGUAAUAAUAAGCGAGAGUCUUGGGUGCAAUUGAAUGAGCAGAUACCAGGGACUUGGGCAUCCCAGAGCUCUGCCUAUGCCGACGCAACUCAUGACACCGAGUGCGAUUUACAUGGUGACUCGCCUUCAAAUGAUACCCGACAUAUCUUGGUGACGAAAGACACGAGUGUGGUGUCCGAGCACUGCCACGGCGAGUCACGUUGA